AUGUUUAGAGGUUACCAUACGAUUAGGGCGUUGUACGACUCAGGUCCCCAAAAGUUUGUUGACGUCAACGGUUGGAUUCAAUCGAUCAGACAGUUGAAAAGAAUAGCGUUUAUAGAUCUUCGAGAUGGUACUUCAACUAAGUCCUUAAAGAUAGCUGUACCAUUAUGUGAUCAAUCAUUAAUAGAAUCCGUUAAAAACUUGAAAACAGGUCAAUGUGUUUCUAUUUCUCAAGCUCAGUGGGUGCCUACACCUCAAAGAGAACAACCUUUUGAAUUAAAAGUGGGAGAUGCGCUAAAGGAUAUUCAAAUCCUAGGUAACGUUACAUCACAAUACCCGUUACAAAAAAAGUCUCAUAGUUUGUCAUUCUUGAGGACACUACCACAUUUAAAGCAUAGAUCAAAUUAUUUGGGUUCAUUGCUGAGAUUUAGAUCUCAUGUGGAAAAUACAUUUAUCCAAUUCUUUGCCCAAAACGAAUUUACCAAAGUGACACCACCACUCAUUACAUCAAGUGAUUGCGAAGGUGGUGGUGAACUGUUUAAAGUUGAUGGAUCUAACGACUACUUCGGUAGAUCAGCUUAUUUAACGGUUUCCGCGCAAUUACAUUUGGAAGCACUGUCACUAGCCCUAAACCGAUGUUAUACAUUAUCUCCAAGCUUUAGAGCUGAGAAAAGUGAUACUAAUCGUCAUUUAUGCGAGUUUUGGAUGCUAGAGGCAGAAUGGUGUUUUGUCAGAGAUGUUAACGAAUUAACACAUUUUACCCAAAAUUUGUUGAAAUCUGUGAUUAAGUCAUGUUAUGACAAUAGAAACGAAUUAAUACCACAAAUUAUUCCUCAAGAAUCUGACCAAGUUUCCACCAUUAUACAGAGAUGGGAAAAUCUACUCAAAAAUGAUAACUGGCCAUCAAUCACCUACACUGAAGCCAUUAAAAUAUUAAGAGAACAACAUUCAAACGUCAAACCUUUCCCCAAUUACGAACCACAGUGGGGGUUAGCAUUACAGAGUGAACAUGAAAAAUGGUUAGCUGGUGAAUAUUUCCAGUCACCUGUAUUUGUUACCGAUUAUCCAAAGGAUUGCAAAGCAUUCUACAUGAAGCAUAACGACGAUGGCCAAACCGUGGCAUGCUUCGAUUUAUUAGUGCCUGGAAUGGGUGAAAUUGUGGGCGGUAGUGUGAGAGAAGAUGACUACAUUAAAUUAGUAACAGAGAUGGAUCGUAGGCAGAUGAAUCACAAUGGUGAUUUGGACUGGUACGCUGCCUUGAGACAAGAAGGUUCAGCUCCACAUGGUGGGUUUGGUUUGGGUGUGGAAAGAUUGGUAUCGUACUUGUACGGAAAUCACAACAUUAGGGAUGCCAUUCCAUUCCACAGGGCUGCUACUGGUACUAUUGAACUUUAA
Zygosaccharomyces rouxii is the source of this 1392-nucleotide messenger RNA. It is a transcript of the gene SLM5, whose product is annotated as asparagine--tRNA ligase SLM5. The record is from RefSeq and is a predicted model, not a curated record. NCBI's taxonomy places the organism in Eukaryota, Fungi, Ascomycota, Saccharomycetes, Saccharomycetales, Saccharomycetaceae. Gene Ontology annotation, biological process: asparaginyl-tRNA aminoacylation. The transcript has a single exon. Gene Ontology annotation, cellular component: mitochondrion. Gene Ontology annotation, molecular function: asparagine-tRNA ligase activity; ATP binding; nucleic acid binding. Bases 1 to 1392 code for a protein of 463 amino acids.